UUUUGUAAAAAUAUGUUAUCUUAGAGUGAUCAGACAAACACAUUCACUUAACCAUUCAUGUUUUGCAUAAUUUGUUAUAAGUAGUCAUACAGAAUGCUGGUGUUGUAUGGCUUUGCGAAUUCACUUGAGUGGGAAGAAGUUUUUCACUUGUUGAGCAUUUUUUUGUAGAUUGAUAUCUCUGGUCUCCAACACAUCACCACUAAGUUAGGAAGUCAGCUAGAAAAAGUGAAUUUGAUGAACUGCACUCACUUAAGAGGAGGACAUAUACUUCCACUUAUUCAGGAAAAUUGUCCAAACUUGACAUUCCUGGAUGUGAGUGGCACUAAUAUAAGAACAAUCCACAUAGAAAAGCUACAGGCAGGUUGUCCCAAGUUGAAAGAACUCUUCCUGGUUAAUUUGGUGCUCAACUCGACACCUACAUGUAAAACUCUGAAUGAUGAAAAGAAACCAAGCGGUUUUCCACAGCUAGAAAACCUGGGCCUACCGUGUGGCUAUAUUGGAGUCGACCACCGUAGAACUGACAAGUUUUUGUAUAGAAUUCUGUGGUCGUCACACAACUUGAGAGUUUUGGACAUCAGAGGCCCUAACAGAUUCAGUCCUGAAGGAUUACGGAGGCUUCCAGUUAUCUCCCUGGAACAGCUAUAUCUCACAAGCAACGCUUCCACGUUUAGUAAAAUGGCGGCUAUUGUAGAAAAGUGGCAUCAUAGUUUGGAAGUUUUGGACCUUUCCUUGAAUAAAGACAUCGAAGACGAGCACGUGGAGCUGUUACGUAAUUUUGGAAUGCCGAAGCUCCACACUUUAGAUCUCAGCAGUACGAGUAUCACAGCCGAUGGAGUGAGGAGCGUUCUGAAUGGCUGUCCAAAUCUCACGGACCUGAAUUUAGUAUCUUGCCGCGGAGUACCUCGAGGAAUCAAACGUCGCCAUCAAGGAGAGAGUCUUCGUAAUCUUCCACAAAGGAUGAUGGACAUCGAACAGGAGAGCGCUGAAAGCGAAUGAAUGAACUCGCUUGUGAAUAAAAUCAUUAACAAUUCUA
Messenger RNA from Orbicella faveolata, 1033 nucleotides. Its product is annotated as F-box/LRR-repeat protein 6-like. Lineage: Eukaryota; Metazoa; Cnidaria; Anthozoa; Scleractinia; Merulinidae. Gene Ontology annotation, molecular function: protein binding. Gene Ontology annotation, biological process: SCF-dependent proteasomal ubiquitin-dependent protein catabolic process. The record is from RefSeq and is a predicted model, not a curated record. Gene Ontology annotation, cellular component: SCF ubiquitin ligase complex.